UGAAUGCUUUUGACUACUUUUCUUGGAACUUUGGCUAUCGCUACUGUUACUGCUUUGAGCCAUAGCCCAGCAGACUAUAGGAUUUAUGCUCCACACGUUAAUGGAAAAUCUGCCACCAUCAAUGGUGGUGAUAUCCAUUAUACUCCAGGCGGCAGUGUUUUGACUGGUCCCGUUCCGAUUUACUUGAUCUACUAUGGUGGUUGGAAUCAAACCCAGAAAAAUCUGAUUGAGACCUUUACCAACGGCUUGAGUUCGUCUGCCUGGUGGAAGACUCAACAGAAAUACUACUACCAAAAAGAUGCCACCUCACCCAAGGUCUAUGUGGAUAACCAUGUUACCGUUGCUGGUACUGCUAGCAACAACUAUUCUGUUGGCAAAGCGUUUUCAGGAAGCAUGAUAAAAGAUCUUAUUCAAGCGUAUAUCACCAAUGGUACAUUCCCAGAAAAUAGCAACGCGAUCUACUACAUUGUUAGCACGGCUGAUGUUACCGAAGUUCGCAGCAAAAGUGGAUUUUGUGGCGAUUAUUGUGCCUAUCACUCGGAUAUCCAUCUCAAAUCUGGCACUACCGUAUACUUUGGUUAUGGUGGUCUGCUUCCCGCCAACUGUGUGAAUGGAUGUGCUCCUCCACCCAACCAGACUAGCUCGCCCAACAACGACGUGUCUGUUGAUGCACUCUUGUCAGCCAUGGCUCAUGAAAUUGUUGAAACCAUCUCUGAUCCUGACUUGUUUAACACGGGUUGGGUUGACUAUGUUUACCAAGAGAAUGCUGACAAGUGUGCAUGGACAUAUGGCAACGUGACUAUUGCUGACAAUGGUGCCAGCUAUAACAUGGGCUGGGGUGGUAAGAAUUACUUGAUUCAGCAGAAUUGGGAUCCAGAAACCCAGUCUUGCACACUUGGUGAAUCUGGUAGUCAUCCUUCAUCAUCCAGCACCACCACUGCUAAAAAAACUACCACCACUACUACUACCACCACGAUCAAGCCGACCACCACUACCACCACGAUCAAGCCAACCACCACUACCACCACUACCAAAAAAACUACCACCACCACGAUUAAGCCAACUACCACCACCACCACCACCACGAUCAAGCCAACUACUACUACUACCACCACCACUACUACUACUGUCGAGCCAAUUACCACUACUGCCGAGCCGAUUACCACUGCCGAAACAGCCACCACUGUCGAAACGGCUACUUCUGUUCCUACCGCGACUACACCUUGCGAUAUGACCGACUUUUGCUGCAUGUAUCUUGGACACUACUGUUGAGAUUGCUGACAACAAGCAUGAGAAUGGAGAUAGAAUAAAAUGAAACAUUAUCACC
This is a messenger RNA of Batrachochytrium dendrobatidis JAM81, 1327 nucleotides long. RefSeq lists its product as uncharacterized. The transcript is spliced from 2 exons. NCBI's taxonomy places the organism in Eukaryota, Fungi, Chytridiomycota, Chytridiomycetes, Rhizophydiales. Bases 4 to 1272 code for a protein of 422 amino acids. The record is from RefSeq and is a predicted model, not a curated record.